CGCAAGCUAAGGUAGCUUCAGGAUGGUGAAGUUCCUCAAGGCCAACAAGGUCGUGGUGCUCCUUCAGGGCCGCUAUGCGGGCAAGAAGGCUGUCAUCGUCAAGAACUAUGACGAGGGCACCUCCUCCCGCCCCUACGGUCACGCCCUCGUGUGCGGUCUCGCGACCUACCCUCGCAAGGUGACCAAGAAGAUGGACAAGAAGAAGCAGGACAAGCACUCUCGCGUCAAGACGUUCAUCAAGACGGUCAACUACAACCACCUCAUGCCCACCCGCUACACCCUCGACGUGGACCUCAAGGCUACCGUCACCCCCGACGCGCUGGAGAACGCGACGAAGAAGGUUGCCGCGCGCAAGGAGGCCAAGAAGAUUCUGGAGGAGAGGUUCAAGACUGGCAAGUCUCGUUGGUUCUUCACCCGCCUCGCCUUCUAAGCGAGUGCGCGGGAACGCUGUAGAACUGGUGGGGGUGUAUGCCGAGUCGGGUGGUUGGGUGCGAGGUGCGGUCAAAUUAGAUUAGGCCUGAUCUUCGCAUGUGAUCGACGUUCGAUUUGAGAACUACACG
Messenger RNA from Micromonas commoda, 560 nucleotides. RefSeq lists its product with no specific name. Gene Ontology annotation, molecular function: structural constituent of ribosome. Gene Ontology annotation, biological process: translation. NCBI's taxonomy places the organism in Eukaryota, Viridiplantae, Chlorophyta, Mamiellophyceae, Mamiellales, Mamiellaceae. The transcript is spliced from 3 exons. Gene Ontology annotation, cellular component: ribosome; cytosolic large ribosomal subunit. The record is from RefSeq and is a predicted model, not a curated record. The coding region runs from base 23 to 430 and encodes 135 amino acids.